Messenger RNA from Myiozetetes cayanensis, 516 nucleotides. RefSeq names its product olfactory receptor 14I1-like. Gene Ontology annotation, molecular function: G protein-coupled receptor activity. Gene Ontology annotation, cellular component: membrane. The record is from RefSeq and is a predicted model, not a curated record. Lineage: Eukaryota; Metazoa; Chordata; Aves; Passeriformes; Tyrannidae. Gene Ontology annotation, biological process: G protein-coupled receptor signaling pathway. The coding region runs from base 1 to 516 and encodes 171 amino acids. The transcript has 2 exons.
AUGGCCCAGUUCCUCCUGCUGGCAUUGGCAGACAGGCAGGAGCUGCACUUCUGGUUCUUCCUGGGCAUCUCCCUGGCUGCCCUCCUGGGAAACGAUUUCAUCCUCAGUGCCGUAGACUGCCACCAGCACCUGCACACCCCCAGGGACUUCUCCCUGCUCCACCUCUCCCUCACAGACCUGGGUUGCAUCUGCACCACUGUCCCGAAAGCCAUGCACAACUCCUUCUGGGACACCAAGGACAUCUCCUACAUGGGAUGUGUUACACAGGCCUUUUUCUUUGUAUUUUUCAUCUCAGCAGAGUAUUUCCUCCUCACCAUUAUGUGCUACGACUGCUACAUUGCCAUCUGUAAACCCCUGCACUACGGGACCCUCCUGGGCAGCAGAGCUUGUGCCCACAUGGCAGCAGCUGUUUGGCUGUCUCUAAUUCUACACUGGACCACUGGGUUUCUCAAUGCUCUGCUGCACAGAGUCAAUACAUUUUCCCUGUCCCUGUGCCAGGGCAAUGCCCUGGGCUAG